AGGAAACCCUCCCAUUUUCGAGCGAAAAUCAAAGUUCAAAAUAUACAAAUCGUUCUUCGAAACCUCCAUCAAAACACCAUCAAACUCUCCGUGAAGAAUCUGAACAGAAAAUAAAGCAACAAUACUCAACAGAAAAUGGCAGCAAGAAACCAAACAAAAGACCUUAAGUGUGCCACACAUCUCCUGAGUGAUAAGUUCAGAAACAUGACUGAGGAGAAGAAGGCAAUUGUGAGGGAUCUUGGAUUCGGUGGGUUGAUGCACAUCCCACCACUAAGGGUGGAUCACCAACUCUUAAGGGAGCUGGCAAACAACUUCAAACUUGGGGAGAACAAACUGAAGAUAGGAUAUGGUUCUUUCCAAAUAACACCAAGAAAAAUAGGUCAUGCACUUGGCAUCAAUGCAACAGGAGAUCUAUUUCCUAAGAAAGUUGAGUAUAAGAAACUUUCUGAUGAUGACAAAAUAAUUUAUAGAAGAUUCCAGGGUAAGACCCUCAAAAGUCUUACUGAUGAAAUGAUGGAAAUCGGCGUUGGCAACGAAGAGGAACGCCUGAUGUUCAAGAGGAUAUUCAUCCUCUACAUACAGAUGGCGUUCCUUUUGCUAACGACGAUAAACAAAAUAUCGCCCGUGCACCUGGCCCCAAUUUUUAUGAUGGACGGCAUAUCAGAGAGAAACUGGGGGGGGGGCAAAAACAGGACUCAAAGACCACUAAAGCCCUGGAUUGCCAACUGGACUAAGGAGCAGUUGGUGGAAAGAAUGUCUGCAGAAAGACAGGAAAUUUUGUAUGUUCUAAAUGAUGAAUCUUUGCCUUCCAGAAUGGACUCCAGAAAAAGAAAGCAGAGGCAAGAGGAGUCAGAUUCUGAUUUAGAAUCUGAAUCUGAACCAAGUGAUGAGAGUGAAGAAUCAUCACCUGCGGAGAGGGAGAAGAAAAAGAAAAAACCAAAAACAACACCAAAAGAGUAA
Molecule: messenger RNA, 960 nt
Organism: Arachis stenosperma
Lineage: Eukaryota; Viridiplantae; Streptophyta; Magnoliopsida; Fabales; Fabaceae
Exons: 6
Coding region: 136-960 (274 amino acids)
Source: RefSeq, a predicted model, not a curated record